Messenger RNA from Aspergillus saccharolyticus JOP 1030-1, 729 nucleotides. RefSeq names its product DUF866 domain protein. Gene Ontology annotation, molecular function: RNA binding; zinc ion binding. Gene Ontology annotation, cellular component: spliceosomal complex. The transcript is spliced from 8 exons. Lineage: Eukaryota; Fungi; Ascomycota; Eurotiomycetes; Eurotiales; Aspergillaceae. Gene Ontology annotation, biological process: spliceosomal snRNP assembly. The record is from RefSeq and is a predicted model, not a curated record. Bases 1 to 729 code for a protein of 242 amino acids.
AUGCUUUCCUUGGUCCUUUCUGCAGAACUCACUGGAGUCAACGGACUUCGUCCUAAGGACACUGAAGAGGAGCCCUACUAUUUCACCUUCAAGGUCCAAUGCACGGGCUGUCGCGAGGUUCACCCCAACUGGGUCAGCUUCAACCGCUUUGAGCAACAUGAGAUCCCCGGAAGUCGGGGCGAGGCCAACUUUGUGUGGAAGUGCAAGCUCUGCGGGAAAACUCACUCUGCCUCGAUCGUCGCGGGCCCCAACGCUUAUGAAGCGAACGACAAGCGCACUGGCCAGAAGGUGAUCGACAUCGACUGCCGUGGUUUGGAGUUUACUGAGUUCAAGCCCGAUGGUGAGUGGGAAGCUAAGGGUGUUGAGUCCAACACUCCGUUUACUGCCAUCGAUUUGUCUGAGGGAGAGUGGUACGACUACGAUGAGAAGGCUGGAGAUGAGGUCGCUAUCAAGGAAAUCUCCUGGACUUUCAACCCCGUCAACCCCCGCCCUUUCCUUCAAGCUAGGGUCGGCGAAGAGGUCAUCAUCCGCCUGAAAUGGGGCCAAACAGAGUACAAGGGCAAGCUGGAGAGCAUCGACUCGUACAUGAACGUGCUGCUGCGGGAUACGGAGGAGUUCAUUGACGGCAAGAACACGGGUACUCUGGGACUGGUGCUGAUCAGAUGCAACAACAUUCUCUGGAUGGGCUCCGCCGACAACGUUGAGAUGACGGAUCUUGGACUGCGGUAG